AAUGUCAACCAAACAAAAAACAAAGCAAAGAGAUUUAUCUUCGGAUAGUUCAAAGUCUGGAAGUUCAAAAAAUGAUUCGAGUGUUGGAGAUGUGAAGGAUACGUCUCCAGCAAGCGACAAAGUUUUUAAUAAAUAUGGAAUGGCUGCUGAAAUUGUUAAUACUGUUUUGAAGGAAAUACUUGCCGAAUUAAAAGUUGAUGCAGAAGUUGGUCAACUUUGUUCUCGUGGUGAUGCUCGUAUAUUGGAAUUAACUUCAAAUCUCUUCAAGAGAGAGAAGAAUGUUCAGAAAGGGAUUGCAAUGCCAACAUGUAUUUCUAUUGAUAAUUGUGUUUGUCAUUUUUCUCCUCUUCGAAGCGAACCUCCAGUUCUUCUUAAAGAAGGCCAAGUAGUAAAAGUUGAUUUGGGUGCUCAUGUUGAUGGUUAUAUUGCAACAGCAGCCCAUACAGUUGUUAUUGGUGCUAAUAGGGACAACAAAGUAACAGGCAAAAAAGCCAAUGUAAUUGUUUCUGCUUAUAAUGUAAUGGAAAUGGUUUUGAGAAUGUUGAAACCUGAAAAGAAUUUUAAAAAUGUAGAAAUAUCUGAGAAGAUGGGAAAAUUGGCUAAAAUUUAUGAGACGACACCAAUUGAGAAUAUGCUCUCUCAUAAUAUUGAGCGAUUCAAACCUGUUGGUGAUAAACAAAUUAUACAAAAUCCUGGUGAUGAGCAGAAGUCUAAAUCGGAGAAGUGCACAUUUGAGACUUUUGAAGUUUAUACAAUUGACGUACUUAUUUCGACUGGAGAAGGAAAAUCAAAAACAUUGGAUGCACGUACAACAAUUUUUAAGAAGACAGAUGAUAUGGUUUAUAAUUUAAAAUUAAAGGCAUCGCGAUCAUUUUUCCAUGAAGCACAGCAAAAGUUUGGUUCAAUGCCUUUUUCAAUAAGAGAUUUUGAAGAUGAAAAAGUGGCAAAAGUUGGAAGUACUGAAUGUGCUAAACAUGAUUUGAUGCAGCCAUAUCCGGUUCUUUAUGAGAAAGAAGGUGAUUAUGUUGCUCAAUUUAAAUGUACAGCAAUAAUAAUGCCUAAUGGAAUAUAUAAAAUAACUGGGAUUCCUUUGGAUAAUGCAAUUAUAAAAUGUGAUGUUAAAAUUGACAAUAAUGAAUUUUUGGGACUUUUAAAUGAACCUUUAAAACCAAAAAAGAAGAAAGGAGGGGGAGGAGAAAAGGAGAAGGAAAUUAAUAAUAAAGAAGCUGAAAAUAAUUUGGUAAAGGAAAAGAAAAAGGAGGAAGAGGUUGAAAAAGUUGAAACGAAAAAGGAAGAAAAAAAAGAAGACAAGAAGGAAAAUAAAGGAGAAAAAUUGGAAGUUAAGAAGGAAAUGCCAAAAAAGAAAAAUGUUGAAAAUAAACAAAAGAAGAAGGAAGGUUAAUUGAGGGAAGAAGAAGGGGAGAAGAGAAGGAUGGAAGAGAAGAGUUUAAAUUUUAGAAAAUAUUUUUUGAUGAGGUGAGGAUUUUAAAGUAUAGUAAGUGUGUGUUUUUUGGAUAAUGUUAUAUUUUAAUUAUUCGGGCGUAAAAAGAGUUGUUAAUUAAUUAAAUGAGAAACCCUGAGGAGAGCAACAAAAAAUGAAUUUGAUUUUUUUCAAUUUUAAAUUAAUUUUUUUGGGUUGUUUCUCAUUUAAUUAUUUAUAUAACCUCUUAAAUUUCUGCCUUUCUUUGGCUUUUAUUAUUUUUUUCAAGUCAAAAUCAGUGCUGGGUAUGGUCUUGGGAACUAGCCUAAGAGAUAUGGCUCUAGCUCUAGUUCGAGAAAUUUUAAAAUGCCAGGAGUCGGAGCCUCAA
Molecule: messenger RNA, 1808 nt
Organism: Meloidogyne enterolobii
Lineage: Eukaryota; Metazoa; Nematoda; Chromadorea; Rhabditida; Meloidogynidae
Source: the annotation of a GenBank genome assembly